Molecule: messenger RNA, 558 nt
Organism: Vicia faba (fava bean)
Lineage: Eukaryota; Viridiplantae; Streptophyta; Magnoliopsida; Fabales; Fabaceae
Source: the annotation of a GenBank genome assembly
AUGGCUGGUUCCUCAAGAACUGUUUCUGCUUCUCUUCUGUUCAUGUUCUUUCUCUUUGGCCUCUCUGCAGCUAAGGAACUAUUGGUUGGAGGCAAUGUUAAUGCAUGGAAGGUUCCAUCUUCUGAAGCAGACUCACUCAAUAAAUGGGCUGAGAAAUCUCGAUUCAAUGUCGGCGAUCAUCUUGUCUGGAAAUAUGAUGGUGGGAAAGACUCAGUUUUGCAAGUAAGCAAAGACGAUUAUGCUAACUGCAACAGCUCAAACCCCAUUGAAGAGUACAAUGAUGGGAACACUAAGGUGAAGCUAGACCGUCCUGGACCAUUCUACUUCAUCAGUGGAGCAAAGGGUCAUUGUGAGAAGGGACAAAAGCUGGUUGUGGUGGUUAUUACUCCAAGGAGAAGACACAGUGCAGUUUCCCCUGCACCUUCUCCAGCACCUUCUUCAGCAGAGUUAGAAGAAGGUCCAGCUGUUGCUCCAACUAGCAGUGCACCAGUUUUGCAUACUGGCUCUGUGACUGCUCUGGGACUGUUAGCUACUAUUUCUGUUGGUUUUCUCUUGUGA